UACAGCGUCAGCAGCUGCACUGCCGCUGAACACGCGCUGAUCCUGGUCCUAUUUCAGUAGUAGUCUUCUAUAUAUUUGUCAAAAGAGCAGUAGAGCGAUUCUCUUUUCUGUGUUGCUGUGUGAAAUCUAACGGUGCAAAGCUGGAGCGAACGGUUCAAUGCCCGCAGCAGUUGCAGUGGACUGGGACAGAGCGGCAGCCGCCCCCCUGGACAGAUGAACUGGCCGAAAUGUCCCGACACAUAUACACCCGUCACGGUGUUGGCGACGGGCUACAAAAGCCUGUUUUUCAGGGUAACAGAGGGACCUACUCCAGACGCAGCAGAUUGAAGAGAUCUGAUGGCAGCACCACUUCCACCAGCUUCAUCCUCAGACAAGGUUCAGCUGAUUCCUACACUAGCCGACCAUCUGACUCAGAUGUGUCUCUGGAGGAGGAGCGGGAAAGCGGGCGGCAGGAGAAGGAGCAGCAGGCGGCGGUGCAGCUGGAGAGGGCUAAGGCCAAGGCAGUGGCCUUCGCUGUGAAGACGAACGUCAGCUACUGUGGAGCCCUGGAUGAGGACGUCCCUGUGGCUGGGACAGCCAUCUCCUUUGAUGCCAAGGACUUCCUGCACAUCAAAGAGAAGUACAGCAAUGACUGGUGGAUUGGUCGCCUGGUGAAGGAGGGCUGUGACACCGGCUUCAUCCCCAGCCCUCUCAAGCUGGAGAACAUCCGUCUUCAGCAGGAGCAGAAGCGAGGACGUUUCCACGGUAAGUCCAGUGGGAAUUCCUCCUCCAGUCUAGGAGACAUGGUCUCAGGCUCAUUCAAACCCAACCCCACCUCUGCAGGAAAACAAAAGCAGAAAGUGGCAGAGAACAUCCCUCCCUAUGACGUGGUGCCCUCCAUGAGACCAGUGGUCCUAGUAGGACCGUCCCUGAAGGGAUAUGAGGUGACUGACAUGAUGCAGAAAGCACUAUUUGACUUCCUGAAGCACAGGUUUGAUGGCAGGAUAUCCAUCACAAGGGUGACAGCAGACAUAUCUCUGGCUAAGAGGUCAGUCCUAAACAACCCCAGCAAGAGGGCCAUCAUAGAGAGGUCCAACACCAGGUCCAGUCUAGCGGAGGUACAGAGUGAGAUUGAGAGGAUCUUUGAGUUGGCCAGGUCCUUGCAGCUGGUGGUGUUGGAUGCUGACACAAUCAACCACCCAGCUCAGUUGAUAAAGACCUCAUUAGCCCCCAUCAUUGUCCAUGUUAAAGUGUCCUCCCCUAAGGUCCUGCAGCGGCUGAUUAAAUCAAGGGGGAAAUCCCAGAGUAAACACUUGAACGUGCAGCUUGUAGCAGCAGACAAGCUAGCACAGUGCCCCCCCGAGAUGUUUGAUAUCAUCUUGGAUGAGAACCAGCUGGAGGAUGCAUGCGAGCACCUGGCAGAGUACCUUGAGGCCUAUUGGCGUGCCACCCACACCUCCCUCAGCACACCCCUCAACCCUCUGUUGGGACGUAACCUGGGCUCCACUGCCCUCUCCCCGUACCCCACUGCCAUAUCUGGUCUACAGGGCCAAAAAAACAGGAACAGCAAUCACACACAAGAAGACCACACGCCCAUCGAAAGGCGCAGUCUGAUGCCGUCAGAUGAGAACUACCACAAUGAGCGGACACGCAAGAGCUGCAACCGGCUAUCCUCUGGGUCCAUGCCAAGCCGAAACCACUACCCCCUAGAGGAGGAGGACUACCAAGACCCUUACCAGGACUCCUAUAAACCUCACCGCAAUAGGGGCUCCCCUGGGGGCUACAGUCAAGACUCCAGGCACAGGCUUUGAGUGGACACCAUAUAAAACCUCGUUGACCCCCGCCCCAUUGUCUCCCCUCCUCUAAACAACAUUGGGGCAACUAUUUAGGCUCCAGUGCCAAUUUUUUUUCUUCUAAAGUGUAGCACCUCACUUCCCUUUGGCACUGGUUCCUACCAACGGGGCAUCUGGGAAAUCCAAUCUGGGAACAUAUCGUUUUUGUGGUUGUUGCAAAGGAUCAUUUUGUGUUGUAAAGAUAAUUGUUUAGGGGGGAUGCCUGAACUGGGAAGUCCUGU
Messenger RNA from Osmerus eperlanus (European smelt), 2053 nucleotides. RefSeq names its product calcium channel, voltage-dependent, beta 4a subunit (gene cacnb4a). Gene Ontology annotation, biological process: calcium ion transmembrane transport. Gene Ontology annotation, cellular component: voltage-gated calcium channel complex. The transcript has 14 exons. The record is from RefSeq and is a predicted model, not a curated record. Gene Ontology annotation, molecular function: protein binding; voltage-gated calcium channel activity. NCBI's taxonomy places the organism in Eukaryota, Metazoa, Chordata, Actinopteri, Osmeriformes, Osmeridae. Bases 228 to 1790 code for a protein of 520 amino acids.